This is a messenger RNA of Spirodela intermedia, 5151 nucleotides long. The record is from the annotation of a GenBank genome assembly. Lineage: Eukaryota; Viridiplantae; Streptophyta; Magnoliopsida; Alismatales; Araceae.
AUGGCGAGGGGGAGCUCAUCUGCGGCGGCAAUCGGUGUGCCCUUCCCGCCUGCGGCGCCGCCAGUCUUUGUGGACACGAGCCUGGGGACUCACGUCGCUCUGGUGGUCUCCUCCGACGAGACCGUGGCCGAAUUCAAGCGUAAACCCUUCCCGUCCCUACCUCUUACGCAUUUCUGCUUUCUCUUCUGUCGCUGUUCACUUUCCUCAUAAAUCCUUCAGCAACGGUGUGUUCGUUGUGCUUCCAUUUCAUCGCGUUCGAUGACAAGUAGUGAAAUCCUGUUGUGAUGUUGCAGCCAUAUUAUUCUAAAUCUAAUGGGGUCUCCCUCUCGCCUUCCUCGUCAUAAUUGGUCUACUAUGAGCUGUGCUUAAUCCUUCUGUUUUCUCGAUUUUGCCAUUGGUUCUUCUCAAUUUGUCCCUGUGAAUGGCCGAGUGGUCACCAUAGACACUGUCUCUCUUUCAGAACUGAGAUCUAAGGUGAAUCUCAUUCUCAUUUGCAGGGAAAGUCUGCAUUGAGCACGCAGCUUGCUUCCCCAGCAUUGGAGAUGUCACUGUUGUCUCCAUCAAGGUAAACGUCCUCGAGAAGAAGGAACGGGGGACAAUGUUGUGGUUUCGUUGUCACUCGUUUCCUACAUCUUGUGGUCUGUUACGAUUUCCCCCUUAUAAAAAAUUGAUGAUAGUUCUGGUUAAUAUAAUCACAGGUUCGGCGCAGAGCCACCUACUACCACCUCUCAGAUUCCAUGCUGGUCAGGACUGCUUUCAGUGGAAUCAAGGGGACUUGGUUUAUUCAGAUGGAUGUGGUGCCCACUAGUGGUCACGGCAAUGGCCCUUCUUCUGUGGACGAGCUUGUCAGAGAUGAUUCAAAUCUGGAGCUUAAUGCUCAUAUACCUGCGCCUCCAAGUGUCUCUGAUGCUCCACUAGUCCCAUGUGUGAGUGGUAAAAAUCAGCUAUCAAGAUCUGAAUAUCUUUCCUGUGAUCAGCUGCCCAUUGAUACCCAACGUGGGGAAGCAUCAGGGAGGGGGACUGGAGGUACUGGGUCCCUCAGAAGCCCUGGAAAACAGCCAGAUGUUGAUCCUGGAGGUUGGAAGCCACUUUCUGAGAGUGAUGGGGUUUCUGGUUUUUUCAAUGACCAACUUCGGAAAGAUGAUGGAAAGGACAAGGAGUCUGCUAAUCCGGGUGAUGGAAUUAAUGAGGCUGCGGCAGAUACGGUUGCUUCUAGCAAAGAGCAGUCUCAAGGAAAGAACAUUGAACCAGAAGAUAGUUCCUUGCUGAAGCAGUCCUCAGGGAAGAAGAGGCAUAAGAAACACAAGGGAAAUGAUGGUGGCCCUUCUCGUAAGGACCAAAGUGAAGAUACUUUGGAGGCAACUGGGACAGAAAAUCCACCAGCAGCUAAUGUUUCCAGAGAACAGAGUGUAGUAGGCCAACUGGGUAUCUUGGGUGAGCUGUGCAGUCGACUUCUGAGUGAUGACUCUCUAUUGCCACAGGAUCUUCUCCAUAAAAAGAAGAAGAAGAGAAAGAGGAGGAGAAAUGAAGUAGAUGACUGCCAAAAUGAAGAGGAUGCUGCUUUGGGCCGCAAUGCAAGUGACAGCCAUGGGAAGUCAGCUCAUGGAGUUGAAUUGACUGAGCUCGAAUCAGACAAAAAGGGCUUUUCCUUGGGGAAAGAAGCCACUGAGGGCGACCCGAAUGACAAGAUGCCAACCAUUGCUGAUAUACAUGUGCAGACUGCUGUGGACUCAUUCAAUGAAAAAGUUUCGAAGGGUUUAACCAAUGACAGUCACAUGGAUUUAGAUUCUGAAGUUGUUCCCGCUCCCUCCAAGGGAAGCAAAAGAAGCACAGAUAAGGCCAAGAAAAUCAAAACUAAAGUUCAACUCUCCAGUUAUGAAUUUGUUGAGUCUGAGAUUGUCCAGACCUCCGGGAAAAAAGUUGUAACAGAUGAACCUGACCAUCCAGUUCCAGGACCUGAUGGAGGAACUACUCAUGAUGAAGCUCAUGGAAUUGGAAACGCUGCUGGGUCUGUGCAUAAUGCCACUCCAGAUAGUAGUAGAACCUCGAAGCAUAAGAAGAAAAAGUCAGAUAAAGCAGCAUCAUCAAAAGUUGAGUCUGACUGGAAGGAAACAUUUAGUUCUGCAGCAACUAUCUCCAGAGAAACUACAGUAAUCUCGGGGAGUGUCACGGAAAUAGAGUCCCCAGUCCCACAAAAGUCUGAAAAAAACCUAAGCCACAGCAGGAAGAAAUCAGUAAAUGCAGAAGCAUCUGCAAUCAAUCCCUCUAUUUCAGAUCCUGUAAGUCUUCCAGAACAGCCCUUAGAAAGUAAAUAUGUAGAAGCUGCGAAAGAUAGGCCUAGUACUGGGGAUGAGCUUGCAUCAAAAUCCACACAACAGGAGCUUAUCACUGAACAUGGGUACAUCAAGGAGAAAAGUCACAAGGUAAAAUUACAUGAGAAUGAUUCUGCAACGAAAAUCCAAAGAAGAUCACACAAGAAAAAAUCUGCAAAUUUAUCACAGCCUGUUCAAAAGAAUGACGAAGAGAGAGAAAAAUCUGUCACCAGAGAUCAUAAUGCCUCUGGAUAUACUGAUCAAAAUAUGUCCGCAGGCAGUAAUUUGAAAAAGCAAGUUCUCAGUGCUAAGUUAGAGAAGUCUGCAGAACAUCGGGAAGCUAGUGAUGACAUAGGACAAAUGCAGGCCAGUGGCAAUGUUGUAAACUCUGGGAAGGAAAUAACUACUUACCCAGCGGAGUCAAGUGACACUACAGAGGAGGACUCUGCGUAUGACAAGAAACUUUAUCGAAUUGCUGUGAGAAAAGUUCGCAAAAGUAGAUCAAAGAAAGAUGUGAAAAGAUCUGAUCAAGAGGAGAUAUGUCUGAACGCGAGUGAUGACACUUUUGGCCAUUUUACAAGUGCUAGCUCAGGGGACGAAGCUGAACCCCAUGGUCAGAAAGAUGUUAACAAAAAGGUAUCCAGUAAUUCCGCAUAUAGCUAUCCUGAAGAGGAUACUAACCCAACAUUGGUAGUCAGAGGACCCAAGGUGCAGAAGACAACCGGUCAUUCAGGUAACAUUUAUCCUGUGGUUAUUUUUCUGUAUGAGUCAUGACACUCGCUCCUGUGUCCUAUUCUUGAAUGAUAAUGUGCCCAUCUGAGUCCAAAAGAAAUAUUCGGCUACUCUUCAAUCGUUGACAAAAGCUACAGGUUUAUGACCCUUCUAAUCAUCAAUGAAGGGAAAACUGGACAAUAUUUUUUCCCACUUUUACAUCUCUGGAACAAAAUACAAAGAAGCAAAUUGUAGUGUGUGUUCCACUUUACCAAGGUGCUAUUUAGAAUAGAGGGUUCUAGAUCUCACCAAAGGAUGUAAUGCAGCUUUGUGCUUUUGGCUAGGGUGGGGAAGUUUAUGUUUGGUGGAUUGGCUGUUCGUUGUCCAAGGAAAACUCUACGCACUGCAUGAAGUAGAAACUACCGUUUUAGGUGUCCUAAACUGUUGUUUGAUUAUUCCUCUCCAACCAAAUUGCCCUUUGAAUAUCAGAGAGAAGUUUCCACAGACUAAGAUGAGGAUGAGCUAGAACUAGAUCCGGAAGACUUCCAUCUGGUCAUCAUUUAAAAGUUGUAUUCUCCUGUUUGUCAGGUUAAAUCGCCAUAGUACUGAUACUAUCACAGUUGACUAGAAAAUGUUGUCUUGCAUUUCUCAUUUGGAUGUGCUUUUGGAUGCAGUUGGCCGCAUCUAGAUUUCCUUCGGAUGAACUUGGUUCAUUCCUUUGGCAAGAGUUUGCAGUAGCUCAAAACUUUUUGGGGUACUCAGUGGACAGUAUUCUUGAUGUUUUUUUUUUUUUUCUGAUUUGCACAAAUGCUUUUAAUUUCUAUGUUAUUUUUAUUCUAUUAUUAAAAAUAAACGGUCCAGUUAAAUUUUUUGUAUGGUUAGUAUUAGAACUGAGGAUUCUUCCUUUAUGGUUCUAGGGGCAUCACUAUCAACUGUGCAUGUUCUACGCACAGAGGAAGCUAGUGGCGAUGAGAUUGACCUGUCACAGUGAGUAGAAUUCUAUAACCCAGUAGCUUUGUAGUUCAUUUGAGGAUGCUUUCAAGCAUUGGGUUCAACAAUUAGACCAUAAUUAAAUAAGUCAGACGUAUUUUAGAACUGUAAAUUAUUAAUUAUUCAUGCAUUUUGUAUAAGUUUAAUAGUUUAUAAUGCUUUUAGUAAAUUAUCCGUGAGAAGUAAUUCAGGACAUAUUAGAUUCCGUUGAAUGUAGAAUUUAAAUGAUCAAUAAAUGUUGAGAAUUAUGGUCUUCUGUUAUGGGAUAUCUAACUCUUCUCGAAGCUUCAGAGAUUAAAAACGCAGUAAUCUCUCGAAAUUAUUGAUACAAGCUCAAUAAUCUUUGUCAAGUUGGUCUCCCAUAUCACAUAUCCCUCCUCAUGAUGAUUCUUGCUCGGAUUGAGACAGAUUGAUAAAUUGCGCCUUAAUUCUUCCAAAACGUUCAUAAUCUUAUUGUUUUUCUUGUUUCCGUGGACGACAGGACUUCAAAUGCGACCAAGAAACGGAUUGCACUGAGCGUACUCCUCAGAGGUUCAAAUAGCUAUAGGAAGGCCAAGCGUAGUGCUCCUGUAUCCCGGCCUGAUGAUACAGAUAGUCAACCGGUUGACUUUGUUCCGGAAACUCAACCAGAAUUCCUCUAAAAGCUCAACCCAGUUGCCCUCUAUCGACGUUUUGAAAGAGUACUGUUAUCCUUAUUGAGCGUCUCUGUGAUGCUCUCUGAGCCAAAAGUCAGCAUAUGACUCAGCUUUUUGCAGGUGCAGUCAUGUCCAAAUUUGGUAUAUAUAUAUAGUUUGCAAAUUUGAGCCCUUUUUCAUCGUUCGUUGAUUUUGCCCUUCUCCAAAACGAUUAAGUGGAACCAUGUUUGUUUAUGUCUCUGCCUAUUUGCCGUGCUGAUGGGUUUUAAAGGAAAUGUGAAAUGUCAACGUGGGUCUGAUCACUUUCAACUGUUCCUAUGGAAUUAUCCCCAGAGUUUGCUGAAGCAGAUAAAAUACGAUUCAUGAUGAAUUCUGACUUUGCAUCAUUGUGUCGAUUCUGAUGGAUUCUGCUCCUGAAUUAGUCCUGAAUUGUGCUGCAUCAGAUGGAUUCUGUUCUUGAAUCUGUCCUCAAAUGCGCAGUAUCAGAUGAACCAUGUCGUUGA